Symbiodinium sp. CCMP2456 is the source of this 591-nucleotide messenger RNA. The record is from the annotation of a GenBank genome assembly. Lineage: Eukaryota; Dinophyceae; Suessiales; Symbiodiniaceae.
AUGUUAGGCGAGCAAAACGCUGCCGAAGCGAGGCCUGCCAAUGCCCCUUCAAAAGCACUCGUAGCUGGCUAUGCAGAGGUUUUUAUCACGUCUGGUUUCUGCGUCUUAGACUCACUUUUGGCUCUAAUCGGCGCUGUAGAGGGUCUUAGCGUUGUCAUCGGGUUCCGGGGACAGACUUUGCUGCUGGUCUUGGGCCUCUAUGUCGUGAGCCGGCGGUUGGCGAGCUCCGCUCCGGUUCUGGGCGUUGGGGUGGGUCUCGCGAACCCGGAACUCCAGGAGCUGGAGAACAGGAUCACUCAGAGCAAGGUCUUCGUGGUGUCAAAGCAAUGGUGCCCUUUCUGCCAGCGUUUGAAGUCUGUGCUGGGCGAAAUUGGCGUCGCCGCGGAGGUGCUAGAGCUUGAGGACAUGAACAAGAAGCCGCUGGUUAAGGACGAAGCAGCCGUCCUGGACUACAUGCAACAGAGGACUGGCGCUCGCUCCGUGCCGCGGCUUUUUAUAGCCGGCAAGUUCAUCGGUGGUUGUGAUGAUGCCGUGACCAUGGCAAGCUCCGGAGAGCUACAGAAGCGACUGAAGGAGGCUGGGGCUUUGUGA